Messenger RNA from Musa acuminata AAA Group (dessert banana), 1796 nucleotides. RefSeq names its product large ribosomal subunit protein mL101 (rPPR4)-like. The transcript is spliced from 2 exons. Gene Ontology annotation, cellular component: mitochondrion. Bases 31 to 1494 code for a protein of 487 amino acids. The record is from RefSeq and is a predicted model, not a curated record. Gene Ontology annotation, molecular function: protein binding. NCBI's taxonomy places the organism in Eukaryota, Viridiplantae, Streptophyta, Magnoliopsida, Zingiberales, Musaceae.
CCCUCGCCGUCGAGCGAGACAGAGAGCGCAAUGGCUACGGCGACGGGGACGAAGCUGGUGGCGAAGCGGUCGAGCAAGUACUUGGAGGAGCCGCUCUACAAGCGGCUCUUCCGGGAGGGCACCAAACCGCAGAGCGUUCGGCAGCAGCUCGAGUUGUUCCUCAAGAGCCGCAAGCGCGUCUAUAAAUGGGAGGUCGACGUCUCCAUCCGCAGGCUCCGCGGUCAGAAGAGGUUCCACCCCGCCCUCAAGCUGUCCGAGGUCAUGGCUAAAAGAGGCAUGAACUUGACACUGAGUGAUCAAGCAGUCCGUCUGGAUCUAGUUGCCAAAUCCCGAGGCAUUGCUUCGGCCGAGGAGUACUUCAUCAAUCUACCAGAGUCUGCUAAAAAUCACCUUACAUAUGGUGCACUCCUCAACUGCUAUUGCAAAGAACUACUGACGGAAAAGGCAGAGGGCCUCAUGGAGAAAAUGAAGGAAUUGAAGUUUGCGUCAAGCCCGAUGGCCUACAACAGCUUGAUGACCCUAUAUGCUAAAACCAAUCAACCAGGAAAAGUUCCUGGCAUAAUUCAAGAGAUGAAAGCUGAUGAUGUCAUGCCAGAUUGCUUUACUUUCAAUGUCUGGAUGAGAUCUCUUGCUGCGAUGAAUGACAUAUCUGGGGUUGAGAGGGUCAUGGAAGAGAUGAAAAGAGAUGGGAGAGUUGCUGCUGAUUGGACAACUUACAGUAAUCUUGCAUCCAUUUAUGUAGAUGCUGGCAUGUUUCAGAAAGCAGAAGGAGCUCUGAAGGAAUUAGAAAAGAGGAACCUAGGUCAAGAUGUUGUAGCUUAUCAGUUUCUCAUCACUUUGUAUGGUCGAACAGGGAACCUGGUUGAAGUGCACCGGAUAUGGAGAUCUCUAAAGCUGGUACGUCCAAAGAUGGCAAAUGUGAGCUAUUUGAAUAUGAUUCAGGUGCUGGUGAAUUUGAAGGAUUUGCCAGGCGCUGAGGCAUGUUUUAAGGAAUGGGAAUCCAACUUCUCAGUAUAUGAUAUCCGAGUGGCUAAUGCAAUGAUUAAAGCUUAUGCUAAUGAAGGAAUGCUAGAUAAAGCCCAAGCUGUUAAGAAACAUGCGAAAAUGCUUGGUGGAAGACUCAAUGCCAAAACAUGGGAGAUAUUUAUGGAUUAUUAUAUGAAUAAAGGGGAUCUGAAAAUGGCACAUUGGUGUGCCGAUCGUGCAAUUAAGAAGGGGAAAAGCCUUGGUAGAUUUUGGGUCCCACCCCAUGAGACCAUAAUUACUUUAAUUGCAUACUUCGAGCAAAAGAAGGAUGUUGCAGGUGCUGAGAAAUUCAUCGAGCUUCUGCAGACGGUGGAGAAAGACCUCGGGGCUGAGGUGUUUGAGGCACUUAUAAGGACAUACGCAGCUGCUGGGAAGAGGAGCCCUGGUAUGCGUCAUCGCUUGAAGAUGGAGCAUGUGGUUGUUGGUGAAGACACCGAACAAUUGCUCGAGUCGAUCUGUGUGGAAUAAGAAUCAUCACUCGAUUCUGUAUGUUUCCAACUUACUGUUCAUCUCAUUUUUAUCAGAAGCUUCAUUCAGGAGGAUCUGCUUACUUGGCAAAUGCCAUCACUUCCUUUCUCAUUCCUUUUGACAAGUAAUGUAGCUUAAGAAUUACUUACUGUCGGAUAAAGCCGGUUAUGGUUAUGCUAUCAGUAGAAGAUUAUCUGGCCUGAAUCCUGUGCCGUCAUGACAUUAUUUAUGCUUUCUCCUAAAGGUUGAUUUCUUUUGGUUCAGCAUGAAGAAUAAAUGUCAUCUUUUAGUAAUAUUUCACA